Rhineura floridana is the source of this 444-nucleotide messenger RNA. Its product is annotated as ribonuclease-like. Lineage: Eukaryota; Metazoa; Chordata; Lepidosauria; Squamata; Rhineuridae. The record is from RefSeq and is a predicted model, not a curated record. Gene Ontology annotation, molecular function: nucleic acid binding. The coding region runs from base 1 to 444 and encodes 147 amino acids. The transcript has a single exon.
AUGACACCCAUCCUGAAAGGAAGUGAAGCGCUACUUGUCUUCCUGUUGGUCUUCUGUCUGAUUGCAAGCCAUGUCUUUUCGCAGAAUCCUCGGCAUGAGAAGUUCUUGAGGCAGCACAAUGACUUUCCCCGGACCAACGUGGCAGGGCAGGAUUACUGUGGGGCCAUGAUGUUUCGCAGGGGAAUGACAAGGCCUUGCAAGGACACCAACAGCUUCAUCCACGCACCUAGGAACCAGCUGAAGGACAUUUGCAGCUGGGCUGGAACCCACUACCGCCGGGCACUGAGGCUCAGUCGGGCACAGUUAUCCGUUACCACCUGCAAGCUGCAGGGGACUUUGCGAGGCCAAUGCCGCUACUGGGCCCACACAGGGCAAAGACAUAUUCUUAUAGGUUGCGACCCAUCAGGAUGGCCUGUCCAUUUUGAAGAGAGCAAUUUCAUGUAG